This is a messenger RNA of Sphaeroforma arctica JP610, 424 nucleotides long. RefSeq lists its product as hypothetical. The coding region runs from base 1 to 369 and encodes 122 amino acids. The transcript is spliced from 3 exons. NCBI's taxonomy places the organism in Eukaryota, Ichthyosporea, Ichthyophonida. The record is from RefSeq and is a predicted model, not a curated record.
AUGGAGGAAAUGUUCCGCACUGUCCAUCCAGGACUUGCGCGUCGAUUCCAAAUGGAGCAUGCCUUUCACUUCCCCGACUACGACGACUUGGCACUAACCAAAAUACUGACUAAAGCUGCAAAUGAAAGUGCAAAUAUAGCUCACAACACAGUCACCAACGCACAUUCAGGCGCUGUGCAGAACAUGCUCUCCACAGCUGUGCUGUGCAUGCAGAAAUGGCUGACACGCGAACGCACAGAGGCCUUAGCUGCCACUGUUGACUUUGGACCACGUCCAAAGCUGAGUGGAGACAUGCUUCUCCUGGAAGAUUUCAAUCUGGAGGAGGAAGAAGGCCCUGAUGAGCUUUUCUUGACAUCGCUUUUCCGGUAGGUAUAUUGUCAUGCCGUGUAUAUUCGGAUUGCUCACGUCAAUGUUGGCACAUCCG